GUAUAUAUAACUUUAUAUAUAGAACCUUAGUUCAUCCUAGGAUUUGUUAGUAUUUACCCGGAAGAUUUGCUAGAUUGAGAUGGCCUUGAAGUAUCAGCCAACUGGAAUAGGCUGUAAAUGGAAAAGAAGUGGUGUGCUUCUAGGAUAGGAUUAAAUCGGACGUAAUGAUAUAUAACAAUAACCAGUUUCAGUUUUAUUUAUCAACUUGGCCCAUAUGGGCAUUAGCAGUGAAUAUCAAUGCAACAAAUUACGUAAAAAGUCGAGCAUGAACAAGAAAAAGAUAAAGAUGUUUCAGUCUUCGCUUCACUCGAGAGUUGUCGCCCUUGGAGCUCUUCAUAUGGGAUUUAGUAUGCUGAGUGCAGCGUUUGGUUUCUAUUACGUGAAAGUGUUCCUAAAUUUCUAUCAUAUAGAGGAAAGUUGGUUUCAAGUGUCUCAGUCAAUUCUCCUUGUAUGGAAUACUGUCAACGACCCAUUGAUUGCCUACUUUCAGGACAGCACGAAUUUUGCGUGUACAAGAACUCGGCGUGAAAGUGUUCUUUAUGCAGCACCAUUUUUUGCUUUGUCAUUUCUGGUUCCAUGGUUUCCAUGGGGAAAACCUGAUUUUCUUCAACCAUGGGUUACUGGCGUUCAUCUAAUUACAACAUUAUGUUUUUUCGAUACCAUGUUCACAUACGUCGGACUGGCAUCAUCAUGUUUGUUCACUGAAAUAUCGGCAGACAAUGACGAACGCUUGACAAUGAUACGGUACAAUCAGAUAGGUAAUCUUCUAGGAUGUUCCAGUGUUUUUAUGUUAGAGUAUAUAUCGAAUCAACUAGAAAACUUCAAAGCAUUUCAAACUACAUGCAUAAUUCUGGCAGUUAUUAGUACCUUGUUACUUCGAUAUUGUGGCAAGCAUGCACAUACUGAACUGGAACUUCGGCACGAGAAUGACAUGCAAAAUGGAAAACCAAGAGUCUUAAAGUCGCAAGAAUAUUCAUAUUUGACUCUUACUAAGCAAAUUUUUUUCACAAAAGAUUUUUUAGCGUUUGCAGUUAUGAACUUUUUAGCAGGAUUUCAUAGAGUGUUUCUCUCAAAUUUCUUUACUAUAUUUGGAGAUCAGUUAAUUUCUAAAGAUGUUGUGCCACCGGUAGUGAGAAGCUUGUUUUAUGGAGCAAGUUCUACUGCAUCAAAGCUGAUUGUGAUAUUUGGUGCAGGAGUUGUUGGCAGAUUUGGCUACUACAAGGUGAUACGUUACAGUCAACUCUUCAUGAUUGCAUAUGGAUUGAUAUACUAUAUGACUGGACCAAUCAAUCACUGGUGUCUCAUGUUCUUUAUGCUGUUAGACAGUGGAACGUCGAACAGUGUACACACGUUGUAUGGUCUGGCUAUAUCGGACAUUGCGGACCAGGAUCGUACACGGUAUAGGAGAAGGCAUCCUGUGACAUCUAUGGUAUAUGGAUGUAAUUCACUAGCUGUGAAACCCGCCAUCUCUCUUGCACCAAUGUUUGUUGUAAAAGUUCUUAACAUGUACGGCUAUAAAAAACACAAGAGUCAUAAGCUGGAUCCAAUAGAUGUAGCGACUUUAAACAAGACCAUGUUUAGUUUUGUUUGCUUAGUGCCACUGAUAAUUGGAUGUAUUCAAUAUUUUGCCUGGUCAUUUUACUCAAUUAGGGAUAGAAGGAAUUUAGAUAUCACAUUAAUUGUUCCGAAGGAUGAUGAACUAAUUAGUAACAGUAUUUAAAUUUGAUUACAUCUUCUCAUAAACCACAAAGAACAAUAAUAGUAUACAAUGGUUUUAUGCAAUAUUUUCCUGUGUGCUUUUUACCCUUGUUUUUUUUUUUUUUUUUUUUUUUUUGAAAAUGGUGUUCCUCAGUUUGAAGGGGCAAUAAAGUAUUUCACAACCCGUGCCGUUCAAGGUUAUAAAAUCAAGUUUGGAGACCAGUCUAAGACGGAUAUUGAAAUUCAGUAUGAAAAAUGUAGACCCAAAAGUUAGGGAAAUUCGGAGUUCCUCAUUUGUAGCGAUGGAAGUGAUCAAGUAUGAAAAUCUGAGACCAGUGUGAAAAUGUGUGGUGCCUAUAUGGGAAGUUUUGAGAAGUUCUUCCGAGUGUACUGAAACAUUCCUGUACAAAUGCUGUCCAGAGUGAAAAUCAUAAUAACUAUCUAAGGAAACAUAUAUUAUUUCACAGGUGCAAGUCAAAAGUUUUUAACAUACGAAAAUAUUGCAAAAGUCAUUGUCAAGUCUAAUGCAAAACACAUGAGGAAACGUUUAACAUGGUAUAUUUUGAUCAAAUGAGAACAAAACAAACUAAAAGAACAAGCUCACCUUAAUACUAUGUUAGUGGCCUUUUGAAAUUACUGACAUUAUUCCUAUAGGAUAGAAUAAAAACAUGCUCCGGA
Mercenaria mercenaria is the source of this 2376-nucleotide messenger RNA. Its product is annotated as transmembrane protein 180-like. The record is from RefSeq and is a predicted model, not a curated record. NCBI's taxonomy places the organism in Eukaryota, Metazoa, Mollusca, Bivalvia, Venerida, Veneridae. Bases 215 to 1720 code for a protein of 501 amino acids. The transcript is spliced from 5 exons.